AUGAAGUUUGGAUGGAUCCGCGCGCCACGUGUGACACAGAUUGCGCAUGAUAUGGACGACGACGGCCCUUUCAUCUUGUCGCUCCCCGUUCGAGUCGUGCACGGAGCGCCAAGCGUGAAGAUCGAGGGAUCCGUGCCACACGCCGUCUCAAUGGCGCGACCAAGCCAACACACGCACCCAUGGGGUGGGUGCUGUGCGUUAGUGGGUGCCGAGCGUGCUCUGCUGCAGCCUCCUCAUCUCUUCGCAUGGUGGCAACCUCCCCUCGCAGCCUCUUUUCCCACCCGCUCCAAGGGGCAGCUUCCAUAUAUACCUCCAGCACGAUUCCGCGAUUGCGCUUCAUCUCAUCCCCACUGCACUCUACGAAGCGUUGCCGAGAUGGUCAAGCUCGCAGCAUGGCUCGCAGGCAGGCCGGUGGCGAUGCAGCUGCUGGUGUGUAUCGUGAUUGGCCUGCGCAUGGUCUCUGCCACCGUCCAGGCGUUCACCUGCAGUCUCCGCCAGACGCCCUCCGUCGCGCAAACACAAGAACCUCACCCACUCAUGACAAACAGCUGGCAGCAACCGCAGUACGGCAAACAAUCACCGAAAGCGCAGGCUCGGGCUGUGAGACACCGGCCACAGCAGGUCGCGGCCGACUUUUCGGAGCAGAACCGAGAUGUCCCCACGGGAGCAUUGCUGCAGCAGCAGGACGAAGCACCGUCCAGCAGUCUUUCCACCGGACUUGCGACAGGUUCAAGCAGUUCGAGUCUCGGACUUCCCAGAAGUAGUGCGGACCCCUCUGGCAGUUCUAGCAGCCUCGAUCCGCAUUCUCUGGACGAAGACGAACUCGGCAGCGUCAAUUCGACUUUGAGCGACUCGCCGCUUCCACUCGCAUCGACAUCAGCUUCACCGGCCUUGGAUCCGCCCGCUACCUCUUCGAAUCUUCCUAUUCCAAACCCUCCUGCUCAACAAAAUGGCGGUGGUCAGACAAACACCACGGCGCCCAAUCCAUCAACAACGAGCUCAAACACCGCCUCGCAGGCUCGUCCGAUUCAAGGGCAGGAGCAGGACGGACGCUCGCGGUCGACGUCGCGUACGCAGGCGAUUGUGGCGGGCGUGACGGUGCCUGUCGGCGUAGUCGCGCUGGGGCUGGUAGCCUUUCUGAUCCUGCACAAGCAGCGGCGGCAAAGAGCGCAGUCGGCUGAAAUACAACGCGGCGAUUCCGACCCCGAGCAGGGCGUUUCCUCAAGCAGUUCACCCGCAGACGCAGCGACUCAGGAGACACUUGGCGAGGCUCACGGUGCGGCUGAGGAGGCAGCCUCCGAGACGUCGACGGUUGUGCCGCAUGUACCGAUCAACGAGCAGAUCGAAGAGCUGGACGAAGAGCAUGCGGACACCGAGAUUGCUGAUGGAGAUGCGGCACAGAGGGGCCGAUCGCAAGCAGGUGUGACAUCGGAAGCAGAAGGCAGCAGGGGCGCUGUGGGUCGGCCAUCACCACCGCAAGGCCGAGCCCGCUCGCUCAAACGCAAGCCUCCGCCGCCACUCACCGCCUCGAUCGACGCAAUGCCCUCCCGACCAACGCUACUUCAACAGGAUCAAAGUCGAGCCCAGUAG
Molecule: messenger RNA, 1590 nt
Organism: Moesziomyces aphidis
Lineage: Eukaryota; Fungi; Basidiomycota; Ustilaginomycetes; Ustilaginales; Ustilaginaceae
Source: the annotation of a GenBank genome assembly